UUGUUAUUGGAUGUUGCGGGACCGUCCUAAGACGGCGGCUUCUGAUUCGUCAGCCUGUGGCAGUGGAGUUUGAAUUGGUGGCGGUUAGCCGUGGCUGGAGCAGCGAAGUGUUCCUCAGCUCUUGUUUUGGGACCACAGCCCCCGCCGAGGCGCCAUGGCUCCUAGGAAGGACAGCAGUCGGGCGGCCAAGACCAACUCCUUACGGAGCCGGAAGCUCGCCUCCUUUCUUAAGGACUUUGACCGAGAAGUGGAAAUACGAAUCAAGCAAAUUGAGUCAGACAGGCAGAACCUCCUCAAGGAGGUGGAUAACCUCUACAACAUCGAGAUCCUGCGGCUCCCCAAGGCGCUGCGCGAGAUGAACUGGCUCGACUACUUCGCCCUUGGAGGAAACAAACAGGCCCUGGAAGAGGCAGCAACAGCUGACCUGGAUAUCACCGAAAUAAACAAGCUAACAGCAGAAGCUAUUCAGACACCUCUGAAAUCUGCCAAAACACGCAAAGUAAUACAAGUGAAUGAAAUGAUAGUGGAAGAAGAAGAAGAAGAAGAAAAUAAACAUAAGAAUCCUCAAACUGCAAGGGUUAAAAGGUGUCCUCCAUCCAAGAAGAGAACCCAGUCCGUACAAGGAAAAGGCAAAAGGAAAAGGUCCAGCCGUGGUAACACUGUUACCCCAGCUGUGGGCCGAUUGGAGAUGUCCAUGAUAAAACCCACUCCAGGCCUGACACCCAGGUUUGAUUCGAGGGUGUUCAAGACGCCUGGCCUGCGUACUCCAGCAGCAGGAGAGCGGAUUUACAAUAUCUCAGGGAAUGGCAGCCCUCUUGCUGACAGCAAAGAGAUCUUCCUCACUGUGCCGGUGGGCGGUGGAGAGAGCAUGCGAUUAUUGGCCAGUGACUUGCAGAGGUUCAAUAUUGCCCAGCUGGAUCCAGAGGCCUUGGGAAACAUUAAGAAGCUUUCCAGUCGUCUUGCCCAAAUCUGUAGCAGCAUACGGUCCCACAAGUGAGAAGCGAAAUUUGAUAGGAUGGACUUUGAAUGGGCACUUCUGGGACCCUAAGAGACCUCUUCCCUUCGGGAUUACUGUUGGUUUGCGUGUGAAGUUCCAAAGCAGGGAGUGGUGUUCCUCUUGGGGAAUUCAGGAAGGGGGAGACACACUGUUCACACAUCAGUUAGAUAAAGCUUUGCUGUUCAGCCCCUCAACCCAGGUGACCCCAGCCACUGCCUGCUGCAUCAUGCAAUGGAAACUUCUAGUCUUUCUUCCAGCUGAAUUCUCCCUGCUCUCUGAGCUGCUGCCUUCUACCUCCUGUAACUCACCCUCUUUGGCCUGCCCUAUCUGUAACAGAAGCGGUGUGAAAGAACCCCGUGUUCUCAGGAAGACUGCCUAGCCACCCUCUUCAGAGAACCUCUGCAUCUGUCAUUUCUGCUCCAUGUAUAUUUGUGGCUGGGGUGUUUAGGCUCAGAGAAGUGAGGACUCUGAGCCAUGAGAGGGUAGGUCCAGGAAUUGGCCUGGGGGACUAUGCAGAUCAGCAGAGUGGAGCAGGAUACACGUGUCCCCUCCCACAUCAUUCCCUCUUCCUCCUGUCAGGCAUGCUAAAUGAGUUUUGGGAUCUUUCAUUCGCUGUGCCCAGUAUUUCCAUCCAAGGUGACUCAUGGCAGACACAGUACUUUGUGUUUAUCCCUGUUUACUGAAGACCAAAAAUUGGUUUAGAGAGCAUCCAUGUCUUGCUCCUCUACCUCCCUAGUUAGUGGGAAUUUGGAUAAGGGAAUUGUAGGGCUUAGAUUCUAGGGGUUUUCUGUGACUGGCUGCAGAGUAACCAUCUCUGAGCUAUCCAUGGUCCCUGCCAUGUCUGUAGACUCUGCAAAGAGCGCUUCUGUCUUAUGGGGUUCAUGAGGAUGGGGGGGCUGUAUGAUUUGUCUGGGGGCCUCAUUCCAUGUAUUUAGCCUGUGCCCUAAACUCAUUAGGAGGAAUCAGCAGUGAGAUCCUCGUGCUUCAGCCAGUCUCUCUGCCCAGGGAAUUAGGCUGUGUUCCAAGAAUUUAGGAACUAGAUUCCUUAUUCCCAGGCUUGAGGGCACAUGGUUUUUUCAUGUAUGGCUCUUUGUUGUAUUUGGUAUUAUUUUGUAACAAAACCAUUCUAGUAAUUCAGUCCUGUUCAAGUUGAAUUCUUUCUGUGCGAUUUUUGUACAUAUUAUUUCUCUGAGUAAUGGUAUCUCUAAGCUGAUUUGUUCUAAUCAGAGCUACUGAAAGGUACCUAUUUCAAUAAAGUGUGGUUUUAUGUUUUC
Molecule: messenger RNA, 2271 nt
Organism: Microcebus murinus (gray mouse lemur)
Lineage: Eukaryota; Metazoa; Chordata; Mammalia; Primates; Cheirogaleidae
Gene: CDCA8
Product: cell division cycle associated 8
Biological process (GO): mitotic sister chromatid segregation
Cellular component (GO): chromosome passenger complex; chromosome, centromeric region; spindle midzone
Source: RefSeq, a predicted model, not a curated record